Messenger RNA from Tuber aestivum (summer truffle), 2681 nucleotides. NCBI's taxonomy places the organism in Eukaryota, Fungi, Ascomycota, Pezizomycetes, Pezizales, Tuberaceae. The record is from the annotation of a GenBank genome assembly.
AUGGCGCCGGCUCUAACUCCCAUAUUUGGGGUAUCUGGAGGGAAAGACCUUGCCACACUCGUCGAUGAUAUACCUUCCAGUUAUACCCCUCUACCAUUCACAACGCCAUUACCGGACUUCAAGGGGCAGAAACUGUCAACUGCCGUAUCUUCUAGGACAGUCAAUAAGGAGCAGGUUUACGAACAGGAUGCAAAAAAUGCCGUGGGGAUUGCGGUAGGCGUCACGUUCGGUCUGCUGGGUCUGAUACUAGCAAUUGGAGCCUUUUGUUGUUGCGUCUCGUGGAGAAAGUCAAAGAAACAAAAUAAACUUCGGGGAGGAAGCUAUAGUACUGGUAUCAGAGGAGUAUCAGGGCGGCCGCAACACCCCCGCGUCAAGUUUGUGGGUAAUAGCGGUGGAGGUCAUCAUAUACCAAAUGGUGUAGGAUGUUUGGAGCUCCUUUGUGCCGGCUGCUGUGGAGUAGGUCCCUCUGGUCGGAGAGACCGGCGGAGUUGGAGCGAUAGAGCUAGAGGAAUGGGCGGUCUUGGAGGACGCAAACCAGGAGGAGGGGGGGGUGGGGGUAAUGGUGACGGGCGUCACUUUGGCCGGGGAGACGGAAACAAUAACUACAUAACGAAACUUGACGAGGGGAUUGGCAAGUAUGCCCAACGUCCGAUACCGCGGGCCGCUCUUCCUCCACAAACAAGGGGGAGGAGUGGGUAUGGUACAAGAGAAAAACGGCAUCAGUUGCGAGCCGGUAAUCGAAACAAUAGGCCCAGGAGAAGCCAAGGGAUUAUCAGAAAAUCAAGUAUUUUCCCGUUAGCCAGGAUACCUCUACCCACUCACCCAUCAAAUCGUUCUCCCGGAGGUGUUCGAGGCCGUGGGCUAAUAGAUGGAAACCGAGAAGCGCGGUCAAGGGUACGCUCAAUGAGGUAUCGAGAGAAGUCUCUGGAAUUGGGACAGACAGCAGCAGAGUCGUCCCGGGAAAUACCAAUUCCUUACGAGCCCCAUAGGAGAAGGAACGGCCUCUCAAAAAUAAGGCAUCCACCCCGGGUCUACAUCCCGGGUGGCUCAAUAGGGCUGGGGCAAGUCCAGGAGGUUAUCAGGGAGGGUGGAGCAAGAAGGGCCCGGGAGGUCCACACUCGAGUACGAAGCCACUCAGGACCUAAUAGAACGAAUACCCUUCCAAGAGAUGGAGGUUCGUUGAAAUCCUUAAAUCGGAUCUCUCUACCCGGCACAAUACAUGGCACUUCUUCACGGCUGGCUCGGCCUCCUGGCGUCCCUUGGCCGAAUCCUUCAGAUAUUCCCCCUUCAUUGCACGCAUAUUCAGAAGUCACCCAGUGCACCUCCCAGACCUCAUACUUGGCCGAGCACACAUGCUGCCACCCAUCCUCCACAUCAACUCUAGGCGCCCCAUACCACCUCUUUCCACCAGAGCACAUCCCCGGAUCCGCGGGUGCAUUCGAUGAUUCCACCUCGCAGAUUUCGGCAGAACCCGCCAUGAGCUCUGACUUUGGCUGGUAUUCUCUUGAAGAACCAGAGAGCAGACUUGAGACAAUAACCGAGGACGAGUUGCACAAGAGCACAUGCUCCAGUGUAUGGUCAACAGAAGCCUUUAGCCGUGAGCAGAAGUGCCCGAGUAUCGAGAUGGAACAUCCAGGAUCCCUGGUCAAUUUUUGUUCGGGCGCAACAAACGGCUCCGAUGGGUCCGAUACAGUUCAUGCUGCGUCAGAAGAACCAUCCGGUUUUAGCACGCAUCAUACCUCCCCCCAGGAAGAUAUUGAGGGAGCAGCGGCGACUUGUGAGGCUUCGGGGACCUUAAGCCCUCGACCGUGGACUUUUAAGCGUCCACAAAGCCCCAGCCCGCCUAACCAGAGUCCAGGUGGGUAUGGGCGCACGCCCACAUCGACCCCAAUCGUCAUAACGAUAACCACCCAAACCCUCGAGAGACCCGCCUCCUCAGCUGGCUAUCCCUAUUCAUCAACAGCAGCCACAUGCACUUCAUCAUCGCUAUGCCCUCCUCCAUCCAAAAAUCCAAGUGCACCGCCUGCUGUCAGUGCAACACCGUGCGUGAAUCCAGAUGUCGUGACGCCUCUUGAAGCCCCUUCUCCUGCUAUCCCUUCUCCCAUUCCUACAGAAAUCAUACCUAAUACCCCUGACCAGUUUCCGUCGCCGGCAGAACAGCCGGAGCAGCCAGAAGAGCAAGAAGGGCCAGAGCAUAAGUCACAGGAGUCGGGGGAUGUACGAUCAAACGUUUCAUCCAGCCCUUCAUUUCCUAUUCAACAUGACGGGUGCUCGAUAAGCACUUUUGUACCCUAUCAGCCCUCGGACGCCAAUUCAGUAGCAAGUCCACGUCCGGGCAGUUUCUCGGGGUGCACGCAGUUCCCACUACACCGUAGAAUUUCUCCCCGAGAGACAGUGGUAAUGCACUCAUCUACAGUAAGCCCAAGCUCACGAAAUCUUGUGCCCAGGAUGCUUGUAGGAGAACCGAUUGUGGAUCUACAGAGGGAGCUCCAAGAAGCGCAGUUGAGACAGGAAUUGGAAAGGCUUGGGGGGGGUACCGAAUAGUUUGGCUGGGCCGGCAGCUUCGCUGCAAGCCACAGUUGAGAGUGUAGCGGAUGAAAUAGUGAUGACACUGGUGGGGUGUGAAAUAGCUUUUGUCCUUGUAUGAUAGAAGGAAAGGGGGGACGCGUAACUCGGGAAAA